This is a messenger RNA of Limulus polyphemus (Atlantic horseshoe crab), 6139 nucleotides long. It is a transcript of the gene l(2)41Ab, whose product is annotated as coiled-coil domain-containing protein 40-like. Gene Ontology annotation, biological process: axoneme assembly. Lineage: Eukaryota; Metazoa; Arthropoda; Merostomata; Xiphosura; Limulidae. Gene Ontology annotation, cellular component: cytoplasm. The transcript has 19 exons. The record is from RefSeq and is a predicted model, not a curated record. Bases 619 to 3606 code for a protein of 995 amino acids.
AUUUUCGCUUCAGUGUUAUUAUUAUAUUUAUCAACAUUAGGUCAGCAUAUAUAUUUUGCUCGAAAUGCAUAACUAUUUAAAUUGUAGUUUUACUUACAUUUUACAGACACGCACAAAGUAUGGACAAACGUAAAGACCAGUAACAUAUAAUUUAUUUAUAACGUAUCUUUUUACAUUAAACAGUAUAUGACUGAGGAGUGAGUUACAUGAUUAGUCCGAGUGAAAUUUAAUUUUGAUUACUACUGCUAGCCUUUGUCAAAAUUAACAAAGCCUUUUCUCUCUCUCUCUCUCUUUUGAGCUUACGAAAUGACUUAAGCUGGAAAAAGGAGUCUAGUGUCACUUAAUGAAUAUUUAUUAAGUUACAAGUUCCAUCUAGCAGAUAACUUAGCUCUUUCGUAUUACUGGAUCAGGGAUGUGAAGCCUAAAGCCAAAAAUCCAUUUGCAGUUUGGUUUAAGAUUAUACUUGAUGACAUCGGUUGAAGGUCACAGUUUUUUGUUUUUUUUUACUUUAAAUGAAAGUUCGAGAAGGAAAGAUUCUAAAUGGGAUUGAAAAUUGUAAUGGUUUUAUUCCAUCGUUGAAUUAUACCAGCUCAAACAGAAUCUUUCUAACAUUUUCAUAUGUCUAUGGAUGAUAUAAAUACUAAGAAAGCUUUUGUGGAAGAACAUGUACAAGAACCUGAUAAAACUAGGGAACUUGAUCAUGCAAGAGUAACAGAAGAAACUAAGCAAACAGAAUUAUAUACGACUGAAACAGACACAGGAAAAGAUUAUAACCCUCUGUCAGCUCAGCCUUUUGAAAAGGAGAAAGAACAAAGUGGGUGUACCCAGAGUAAUCACAAUGGAGUUCUUCAGAAAUCUUCACAGAUAUCAGAAGAAAAUAAAGAAAACAUGUGUAACCCUGCAGUAACAAGUGACUCACAGGAAGAACAUCAGUUGAAUGAUGUAGAACUGCUAGAACAGGAGUGUGUAGAUGGAAGUUGGCAACAUUCAAAUGAUGAAACUAGUGGUGAUAAGUCGUCUGAAAUGGUUGUAUUGGAUCCUGAUCAUCCUCUACUGAAUCGCUUCCAAAGUGCAUUGAAGUCACAUCUUCAGAAGAGGUUAGAAAAUGUUGUGUUUGAGUUAAAUGAAGUGACAAAGAAUCUGAAAUCAAAUGAGAGGAAAAGAGAAGAUCAGGGAGUUGAGUUAUAUCAUCUUCAACAUGAGCUGGCUAGUCAACAGAAAAAACUUGAAGACCUUCAUAAAAUAUAUUAUGAAAAAACUGUUGAAAGACAAGAACAGGAAGAAGAAUUAACAUCUGUUAGACAUCUGUAUAAAAGUUUAUGCAAUCAGACAAAUGAAGAAAGAAAAAAAGAAACAAAACUUAGAGAAAAUGUUGAAGCUUCAUCUCAACAAGUUGGAUAUCUUAACCAACUAAAGGAAUCUUCGUACUCAGACACUGUCGUUACAAAGAGAGCUGUUAAAAAGUCUGAGACUGAAAAAUCACAACUUCAGAAAGAUAAACUGAAACAGGAUCUGUUGGUUCAUAGGCUAAUGAAGGAUCUCCAUACGGUGAAGGACGAUAUUUUUCUGCUUAAUACUCAGUGUGCAGUUCGUAGAGAAGACUCUAAUAAGUUACAUCAGAGAUUAACAGAAGCCAACACUGAAAUGGAGUCAGUUCAAUUAGAGAAGCAGCAGCUGUUACAAGAAUGGAAAAAAAGCAUUCUAGCCAUGUCUCGGCGUGAUGAGGCUUAUGCUGCAGGCCAAGAACUUCUUAGAAAACGUCAAGAUCAACUACGAUCAUUGAAAGCAAAGUUUGCAGCUUAUAAAAAAGAUAUCAGGAAAGAGCUAGAAAGAAAUGAACAUUUGAAUUUAAUUCUGCAAAAGCAAGAAUCAGAAAAGACAUUACUGAAGAAUUCUAUAGAAGGAAGUAUGGCUCGUCUUGCUGUCCUAGAGCGUGACUACAUGCUCUAUGAACAUACAAUAGAGGAAACUGAAGCAACCUUGGGUCUGCUGUCAAAGGAAAAACAGUCGUUAGAAAAACAACUUGAGGGUAUUCAGAAUCAAAUAAGAGCAUCUUAUCAAGAAAAAGUAAUGAAGGAAGAUGCUAUUUUUCAAGAGCUUCGUAAAAAACUGACAUUGAAUAAAGCAACCAAAUAUAACCAACAAAUGGCUGGAAAAAUUCAUCAAAAAACUAAGCAGGAGGAGAUGUCAAUAAAUAAAAUAGAGAAUCAGAUCUCACAGGAGAUGUUGGAAAUUGCUGGUGCAAGAACCAGGAUACAGUGUUUACAAGACCAUUUAGAAAACCUGAACUUGCAAGCCAAUGAAAAAAAUUAUUCUGUUACAUCAAGUGAAAAUGAAACUAAGAAGAGAGAUAUUAUUAUAGAGAAAAGACAAAAUACUAUUAAUAAACUAAGAAAGAAACUUGAAGAACUUAUCAAAUUGGCAGGAGGUGAAGAACUAGGUCCUCUUGAAAUAAAAGCCAACAGUCUUCUUCAUGAGAUCCAGUCAAAAGAACAUGAAUGUCAAAAAUUUGAACAACUUUGGCUUCAGCAACAGAAGGAACUUGUGACCAUUAAAAAAGAAGUUGUAGAUCAGAUGAAACAAAUUGAUAAACAUCAUAAACAGUUUAUUGUUCUGAAUCAGAGGAAAAUAAAUAUUGAAAGUGAAAUUGUUCAACAACAGAAUGAGCUACAGAGUUCUCAGCAAAAACUUCACAAUCUACAAAAUGAUAUUGUCAGACUAAAUUCCCUUCUACACAAAAAGAAAGGGCAGACAGAAACCCUGGAACAAGAAGUAUUGCUUCAGGAAGAGGAACUAGUUGGUAAUUUAAAGGAUGCAGAACUGGAAUGUGUACAGCUGGAAGAAAAACUAGAGAAAAUGAAGAGAGAACAUGAUAGUUUAAAAAGCUUGUUGACUGAUACUGAACAAGAAGUCAUGUUGUGGGAGAAGAAGAUGCAAAUGUCUGAAGAAACAAAGCAAACCCUCUCAUCAGAUGUGCACUUAGGAGAGAUUCAAGAAAGGAAGAAUGAAAUUCAUCAACUUCAAAUAUAUCAUGGGCAGUUAAAAAGAGAACAAGACAAGCUGUUGGCCAACUUGGACCGGUCUGUUUCAAAAUGGGACAUUAUUGCCACUAAAAUAGACAUCCAGGCAAAAUGUGGCAAGAAGCAAAAUUCAAAGAUAGUUAUACAAAGAAAAUUAGAAGAUGUGUUACAGAAGAUCAAAACAACUAAAAAGAAUCAAGUAACAUUAGAGAAAGAGCAUCAAGGACUUAAGGAGCUAUAUUCCAGUCUAAGAAGACAGUUAUCCAUAGAAGAAGAAGGUCUUCAAAAAUAUGAUGAUGAGCUUGUGAGGAGAAACCAACGUUUAAAUGAAUACAUUGAAGAAAAGUAUAAAAAUAUAAUUAGACUGUCACUAAUGCAGCAAAAAAUGAAAUAUCUUCAAUCAACUAAAGAGGGAAAGUACCAGACCAAAAUGUCAGUUAGCAGCAUGGAGAAGGAAGAGGAUAAAAUCAGAGAUAGAUUAAAGCAUUACAAAUCUAUUGCUGAAACCAUGAUAGAGAUGUUUCCUUCACAAGCUGAGAUCUUUCAAAAAGUCAUUGGUGUCAUAGCUUCUGCAAAAUCUUUGUAAAUAUUCUUAGACAUUUCUUGCACUUCACACAUACUGCUCGCACACAUAAGUGAUAAUGUGAAUAGAUACCAUGCCAUGAUGCAACAGAUUUCAUUUUUGCUGAUAAACCAUUAGGAUUAUGAAAUCUGACAAUUUUUUGCACUUAUUAUCAAAAUGUAGUUAAAUAAAUAUUUAACAAAGUGAUUUAUUUCUUAUGUGUCGAAACAAAAUUUCCAUAAUAGUGUAUUUUUAAUUGUUAGUAAUGGAUCACUGUGAGACAUUUACAAAAAAAUCUCAUGUGUCUUGUAUAUUAACCACUUUUUUUCUUAAAUGUUUAUAGCUGAUUUAUAUUUAACUCUGAAAUAUGUUUUUUAUUAUUUAGAAUCCUAUGUUUCAUUAAAACGGUUAUGUGCAAUAUUUCAGUAGUUUCAUUUACCAAGUUUAAAAUUGCUCUUUUAAUUUCAAGUAGUGUUAUUUGUGAAUAUAAUUAGUACUUGUUUGAAGCUGAAGCUAUACUGUUUUGUUGCAAUGUGAGGGAUUGUUUUCAACCAGAUUUCAGUUCCAUUAAAAUAUUAGUUCCAGAUUUCCAACAUUAAACUCUUCUUGAUACAAGAAACAUUACUCGACCAGAAGUAGUUCUUUGUUAAUGUUAGCUCUGUAUUCCUCUGUUGUCCGGGGUAUCAAGUGGUGAACAGCAGUAAUACACAGCUUGAAAACUUCUGUUACAGUGUGAACUGUGAAUUCCUUUACAGUAAGAUAUUUCAGAGAUGUACAGAAAAUAACUCCAACAAUGCUAAUUGUUCAUAAGCCUCGUAAAACGUUUUUAUGUGGACAUGGAUUGAAAAACUGUUCAUGUUAAGAUUUCCAGACUAACUAGACUUUCAAACUGUUCACAUACAUUAUGAGAAGAAUAAAUUCAUCAAUUUUAGUGAUUGUUAAAUAGUCUGAUUUAAUUUUGAAUUUUAGAAUGCGUGUUUAAGUUUCUAACACCACAUGCUGAAAGCUAUAUGUUAGUUAUUUUUUUUCACUUUUCAGUAUGAGUAAUGUAGUUUUUAAGCUCUCCUUAACCUUUUUUUGACUGUUUUGAGUCUAACUACAAACUGUAACCACAUUAUGUUUGGACUUCUCAACUCACGUGCAUAGGCAUCUGCAGAAUUCAUUCCAGGUUGGAACAAGCCCACAACCUGCCAGUAUGGUAGCCAUUGUAAAGCGCAGGCCAUUGCCUUGAAGUUUGAAUGUGAUGCUCUCCCUGAUUGUAGCUUAUCUACAUACACCUAAUAUUGUCCUUUAAAUUUAAAUAGUAUUAUUUUCUAAUACAUUUUUUUAAAUAAAUGUUCCUCUGAAAUUCCAGGGAUGAAUGCCCCCCUUAGCCUUUCCUGCUGGCAUAUGUUUGUUUUUUAACAGUGUUAAGUGAUAAAGGAAGUCUCAAGUCAUUGUUUUGUUGCCCCAGUUCAUAAACCUUAAUUAGAAAAUAACUGAAUUUCACAUUAGAAAUUGCUUUUCUUUAUUAUACCUUCCCAGAAAUUCACCAAACCAAUUAGAUGCCUGAGUGAUAUUGAGUGUUUUAAGUAUUACAUAAUAACUUGAUGUACUUUCCCACCCCCUCUUCUUACUGUUUUGUUUGCUAGGGGCCAUCUCUUGAUUUAGAAUUUUGCUUUUUAAUGAGUGCUAGACUCAAUGGGGUUUUACAUUCAAUUGUGUGUGUGUUCCUGAAGAAAAACAAUCUGUACAUUAUGAAUUCUUUAUACAAGAUGGAGAGUGUCUUGGGUCUUUGUUUUUUCCACUUCAUGUGCACAUUCUGUAUUUACUAAGAUUCCAGAGUUUCUUAUAUUGAUGUUAUACAUGGUCUUAGCAUAGCAUUUUUUCAUCACAAUUCAGGUAGUCUACUUAUUUGUUACUAUUUCUUUUUUAAUUUCUUCAACAGCAUAGGCCCUAUAGUAAUGUAAAUAAUGACUAAAAAACAUAAACCACCGCUGGAAUCACCCAUAUAGUACUAAGUUUUGUUACUAGGUGAACUUCCAGCUCAUGAUAGGGUACUUCGUUUGACCUGGACAUACUGAUAUGGCUUUUUGUGCCUGACCUGAGAAUGCAUCUGUCUGGUAACUUCCCAAAAGUGGGAAUCCAACAACCAUUUGCUCUUUUUCCCAGUAUUGAAUUCUGUGAUUAAAAUAGAUAUUUUCUCACUAAACAUUUCCCAGUUAUUUCUCUGUGAUAACAUCAUAUCUGAAGAAGGCUGUCAGUUAGUUAUCAGAAUGUGGCAUUUUAGCUUAUCGGACAUUUUAAUCUUUAUGAUUUGAUACAUUUAAACAUCUUCGUGCCAAAAUAUGUAAGAUUCGAAGGUUCAGUGGGCAGCAUGGAAGAGUCCAGUUUAAUUUUCCUCUAGUAAUACAUGCUUAUUUAACACCUGCUUCAACUAAAAUAGUGAUGUUGCAACCUUAAAACUAGUGUUUAAUAUAAACGUUGUUUUUUGCUUAUUGUAUAACUACUGUGAAAUAUUUUAUAGUAAGCUGUUUUAAAUACACAGAAUGCAUGUCCAACAAAAUUUAAAUUGACA